AUGUCCGCGGUGAACAACUCUACGUUCCCCGCCAACCCUGAUGGAGAGGGCCCCAUUGGCAACGCCCGCGGCGGCAACAUUGGCGCCAACAACGGCGGUUUUGGCAUUGAGCAAUCGCGGCCCACCGUCCCUGACCCGGUCGAGCGCCGCGCCGCCUUUGGCAUGAAGCAUCCUGUGCGAAACGAGAUCGUCGCCGCCCUGGCCGAGUUCUGCGGUACCUUUAUGUUCCUCUUCCUCGCGUUCGGCGCUACGCAGGGCGCGCUUCUCACGCUGGCUGAGGGCGAGUCGCCCGGCCCGGCUACCCUCCUCUUCAUCUCGGCGGCUUUCGGUGGUGCUAUCGCUGCCAACGUGUGGGCUUUCUACCGUGUCUCUGGUGGCAUGUUCAACCCCGCUGUCACUCUGGGUCUAGUCCUCGUCGGAGCCGUCAAGCCCAUCCGCGGAGUCAUCGUCUUCGUCGCCCAGAUCGUGGCCGGCAUCGCCGCCGCCGCCGGUCUCUUCCUCGAGAUGUUCCUCACGGCCAACUUGGUGUUCGUCGUGUACAUGUUGGCCGUGGAGAAGCACAGGGCGACGUACAUUGCGCCCCUCGGUAUCGGCAUCGCCGUCUUCAUGUGCCACAUGGUGGGCGUCGCCUACACCGGCACCUCUGUCAACCCCGCCCGCUCCUUUGGUCCUGCUGUGAUUGCCGGCUUCCACGGCUACCACUGGAUCUACUGGCUCGGUCCCCUCUUGGGCUCGCUCUUGGCCUUUGCCGUCUACAAGCUCCUCCAGGUCCUCAACUACAGCACCGCCAACGCUGGUCAGGACGAGGAUGGUCUCGGUGCCUACCGCAUGGCUGCUGACAACGGGCACCACAACGGUGCCGACAAGCAUCUCGUGUAA
Molecule: messenger RNA, 879 nt
Organism: Parascedosporium putredinis
Lineage: Eukaryota; Fungi; Ascomycota; Sordariomycetes; Microascales; Microascaceae
Source: the annotation of a GenBank genome assembly